AUGGCUACCAAUAACUCUUUUCACCAUUUUAGCCAUGGACAUCACGACCUCGUUCUAGCAGUCGACUACAAUUUCUACGGUACGCGUAUGGUGACCGCGUCAUCAGACCAUCGAUUAAAGGUCUGGGACAGAAAGGACGAUGGAUGGACCGUGACCGACGUCUGGAAAGCGCACGAUGCCGAAGUUACAGACGUCAAAUGGAACGGACCCUUUGUGGGCGAAAUCAUAGGAAGCAUCGGAGAAGACGGUCUGUUACGGAUAUGGCAGGAGGAUGUGCUUGAAGCACCUCUGUCAGGACGUCGCUUCAAGAGGAUCUACCAGCAACCUUCGGCAACGCGAGUGCCGUACAUGUCUCUGGACUUCAAGAACAUUGGCACUGAAACGUAUUUGGCCGUCAUCUCUCGCGAUGGGCAGUUGACCGUAUGCGAACCGGUAGAUCACGACAACCUCUCAGAAUGGCAGAUAUUGUGGCAGGAUUAUCUAUGCAAGACUCCACAAAGGACAGAAGAGACAGGUUUCCGUCUAAGCUGGCAUCACGAGAAACUGCCUGCAUGGCCUGCCAUAAUGGCUGGACUCGAUCGGAAAAGUCUGUCGCUAGCUGUCUCAGUCAUGGAUACCGUCAAGGUCUUCCGCAGUGACAAAGAUCGCAAGUUUUACACAGCCGCCGAGCUCAAAGGAUCAGAUGCAUUGAUUCGAGAUGUCGCAUGGGCAAAUGGCUCAAUGCGUGGCUUCGACGUGAUCGCAACUGCCAGCAAAGAUGGCUACGUUCGAGUCUAUGAAGUGCACACACCCGGUAUCUCGGAGACAUCGGCGACCCAGUCUGUACAAGCCACAGAAGUCCCUUCUGGACUCAAAUCACCAACGUAUUCAAAGCCUAAUCAGUCUGGAAUUGGCGCUGGGCUCGCUGGAGGGCCACGCAGCGGAAGAAACGAGGAACAGGGACGUCCCGGCAGAGUCAAUCAGGAAGCGAGACUUGUGGGCGAGCUUGCUGCACACAGUGGUGCGGUGUGGAGGGUCGGGUUUUCACAGAUGGACCUACUAGUAUCUACUGGCGAUGAUGGACUUGUGCAGGUGUGGAAGAAAGCCAACAACGACCAAUGGAUGCAGUAUGCGGAAGUCGACGCAAUUGGCGACAAUUGA
Molecule: messenger RNA, 1140 nt
Organism: Aureobasidium musti
Lineage: Eukaryota; Fungi; Ascomycota; Dothideomycetes; Dothideales; Saccotheciaceae
Source: the annotation of a GenBank genome assembly